Cucurbita moschata (crookneck pumpkin) is the source of this 2000-nucleotide messenger RNA. RefSeq names its product probable WRKY transcription factor 20. Gene Ontology annotation, molecular function: sequence-specific DNA binding; DNA-binding transcription factor activity. The record is from RefSeq and is a predicted model, not a curated record. The transcript has 6 exons. Gene Ontology annotation, biological process: regulation of DNA-templated transcription. Lineage: Eukaryota; Viridiplantae; Streptophyta; Magnoliopsida; Cucurbitales; Cucurbitaceae. Bases 166 to 1821 code for a protein of 551 amino acids.
AAGCUCUCUUCACACUCCUCUCUCUCUCUUUCACAGAGCUUACCCUAAAUAGUCUGAAUCCAAAUCCCUGAACUCCUGGAGCUUCCUCCUCCUUAAUGACCUUUCUGCCCUCCUCUUCUUCCCUAAUUUCCCCUUUCUACCACCUCCUCCUCUCUCUCUCUCCUCAUGGACCCCACUGAACCUGCCUCCACCGCCGCUGCCGGCGCCAAGUACAAGCUCAUGUCUCCGGCUAAGCUUCCGAUCUUCCGCUCUCCUUGCAUUACCAUCCCUCCCGGCCUUAGUCCCUCUUCCUUUCUCGACUCUCCUGUUUUGCUUACUAACUUCAAGGUAGAGCCUUCUCCGACAACUGGGUCCUUUACCAAGCUGCCAAUGACACAUGACUCUUCUAGCUCCGCUAUUUAUCCGAUGACCACCAUGGCUUGCUCAAAUGCUAAUGCCUCAGAUGAAGGAAACUCCAACUACUUCGAGUUCAAGCCAUAUGUUGGACCAAAUAUGGUUCCUGCAGAUAUGAAUCAUAGAAAAGAUGAACAAUCUUGUGAACUUCAAGUUCAAGGCCAACCUCAACCAUUUACUGCUCCACCCAUGACUAAAAGUGAGAUCAAUGUCAUUUCAAAUGAUUCGAGUCGAUCAACCCAGAUGGAUCCAGUUGCCUCAGGGGCUGCUGUUCCUGAUAUUGAUGGAGACGAUUUCAAUCAUAGUCUGAACACAAAUACCAGGGCACAGGCCGCACAAUCUGAUCCAAAAGGCAGUGGCAGUCCAGUAGUUUCAGAUAGGAUAUCUGAUGAUGGAUAUAACUGGCGGAAGUAUGGACAGAAGCAUGUUAAAGGGAGCGAAUUUCCCCGUAGUUAUUAUAAAUGUACACAUCCUAACUGUGAAGUGAAAAAGCUCUUUGAGCGCUCUCACAAUGGACAAAUAACCGAUAUUGUCUAUAAGGGUACUCAUGAUCAUCCUAAGCUUCAGCCAAGUCGGCGAUAUUCUGCAGGUGCUUCUGUGAAAGAUGGUCCUGAUAAGCCUUCACCUUUAACUGGCCAAGAUGACAGGUCGUGCAGCAUAUACACUCAGACAGUGCAUUCCAUUGAGCCAAAUGGAACUCCCGAACGACUGGCUGCAAAUGAUAGCAACACCGAAGGUGCAGGAACAACUCUGCCAUGCAAGAAUCCUGAUGAGCUUGAUGAUGAUGACAUAAUCUUGAAGCGGAGGAAAAUGGAACUUGGUGGUUUUGAGGCAUGCCCAAUGGUUAGGCCAAUUAGGGAACCGCGUGUUGUGGUUCAAACUUUAAGUGAGGUUGAUAUACUGGAUGAUGGGUAUCGCUGGCGCAAAUAUGGCCAGAAGGUAGUGAGAGGAAACCCGAACCCAAGGAGUUAUUACAAGUGCACAAAUGUUGGAUGUCCCGUCAGAAAACAUGUCGAAAGAGCAUCUCAUGACCCAAAAGCUGUUAUUACUACAUAUGAAGGGAAACAUAAUCACGAUGUCCCCACUGCAAAAAGUAGUAGCCAUGACGCUGCAGGCCCAUUGAGAACCGCACCAUUGAGGUAUAGACUCGAAGACAGGGACACCGUAAGCCUUGAUCUUGGCGUUGGCAUUGGUGAAAAUAGAUCGAACGAGUACAGGCAGCAGCCUCUCGCUCCAAAUGGCAAUUUCAACUUCGAAGUAGUUCAAGAAAACUCAGCCCCAACAUAUUUCAAUGUUCACAAUAGAGGUAUGAACCAGCAUGGACCAAGAGAGAGCUUGAGCGAGAGCCAAAGCGUGGACGUUGUUCCGCUAAACCAUUCGUCUCACCCAUAUCCGCCGAGCGUCGGGAGAAUACUAACAGGGCCAUAGCCACGUUGAGAACGAGACGACACCAGUUGCUUUCUUUCCAUAUGCUUGCCCUUUGUUGUUUAUGAUCUUAUUCUGGCGUUAACCGCCUUUGUUCUAACCUCGCGGUCAAUACAUGUACAAAUAUGAUAUGAACCACCUGGUUUUAUUUGUUACACAGAAGAUGUAUCUUUACAAUGUAA